UGAAGCUUAUCAGACUAAUGUGACGGAGCAAUAAAGUACAAUAUUUCCUUUUUAGAAUGUAAUGUAGUAUGAAAACAAUCACAGUCCACCACUGACUAAUAGGGCCUUUAAGUGGGUUAACUUGUAAUUAUUGAUAACAAUGAUGUGUCUGUAUCAACAGCUUCUUUUGGAUUGAUUUAUGUUUUCUUAAAGGACCUUGAAGGUAACAGAAGCUUUCUCACCCUCAUCAGAAUAAGAGUGUGAAGUGAUGACUGAUAUCAAUCAGUUCAACUUUGUCAGCUAUUCGAUUAGUUGUUAACUAUUAUAUUCAUCUAAAGUGUCAAUCCUUAAGAUGUCAGUCCUGGUUGAUCUCUGAUUCCAGCUUCUUGUUCUGGGUUCUUUACUCCUCUGUGACGGCAAACUGAACAUCUUUGAGUUGUGGACAAAACGAAACAUUUUAAGGGCUUUGGGAAACACUGAUUGACAUUUUAUAGACCAAACAACUGAUCGAUUAAUCAACGAAAAACAAUUGACAGUGAAAUGAAUCAACAGUUGCAGCCCUCUACAUGUUAUACGUCUUCUGUCACCUCGGCUGUAGAUGGAAACCAACCGGCUGGGAACAUCUUUCCUUCAGAAGUAGCGACAUUAAAGCCUUUAAAUGUGUUCAUGAGUUUGAUCUCUCUCCGGUACGGCUGUGUGUUCACGGUGGUUCAUUAAGGUUCUUUAUUGGUGCUCAGUGGCUCAGAAGAGGAAGAGAUAUCAGGCUUUGGAUUUACAUAAAUCUAUGGUUGAAUCUGCAGUAACGUCGACACAUCAUCUUCUUCUUCUUCUUCUUCUUCUUCUUCUUCAUUAGAGUCUGAAUGCAGGAGGAAGUGGAAGACGCUGAGGGACCAACACCGGAGGGAGAGGCAGCGGGAGAAGGACCGACGGGAGAGCGGCAUCGGGCUCUUUAACUACCGGCCCUGGAGAUACUCGGCCAUUUUGUCCUUUUUGAACCCGUUCAUCGACGCCAGAGCCGCGGGCUGCAACGGCUGGGCUCUGGACCCGCAGCCCUCCCAGCUCCACGCCUCUGAAAUGGGCUGCAGCACGACCACCGAAACACGGAGCGACGACGACGACAACUACGCAGACGUCUCUGUAGUCGACGCCACAACAACAACAACAACAACAACAUCGUCCUCAGAGUUUGUUCAGAGGAAGCGUCCGUCUUCCGCCGGCAGAGAAGCCAUCGGAUUCAAAGAAGCGAAGAUGGAGGUGACCUCGGAGAGCGCCGCCAGAGACGACUGUGUGCAGAUGCAACAGCACGACAACAUGAAGGAACUGUUCGAGGUGAUGAUGCAGUCGGUCACGUCUCUAGCCGCCUCCUUGGCCUCUUCGCACUCUUCCUCGCAGCCCUCAGAUCAGCCGAUGCCUCCUGCGGCCCUGCAGCCUGAUCUCCAUCACCUCCCGACGCACCGCGGCCCGCCGCUGCCGUCCUGCACCGCCUCCAGGCUGAACCACCUGAAGACGGAGGAGCAGGAGGCCGAGGUGGUGGAGCUGCUGGACGACCAAACCGACGGCGAGGAGGAGGAGGAGGAGGAGGAGGAGGAGGAGGAGGAGGAGGAGUGCGGCGCCGCGGUGUCCACCAGGCCGACCCGGGCCAAGAGGAAAAGCAGCGACAGUCUGCUGGAGGAGUACCUGAGGAGGAUGGAGGCUCAGAGAGACCGGGACCUGGACCAGAGAGACGAUGUCACCCUGUUUUUACUGAGCUUGGCUCCGGCCAUGAGGAGACUUCCUGCUGAGAAACAGUCGUGGGUCAGAACCAAGAUGCAGCAGUUUCUACACGAGGCCGAGUUUGGUGCUACGAGUUUUCAGUGAUCCCGAAAAUAUUUUACAUUUUUAUAAAUACUGUAUGGAUCCCAUAUUUGUGGACUUUAACAAAAAAAUAUAUUCACCUACAAAAGAGUUAGUUUUCUCCAUUUUUAUGAUUGUGUAACUUCUCUUUUCACAGUUUCUUUUGUGCUGUUUUUUAAUAAAAAAUCCUCUUGUGACUCGUUUAUAUUUUGAUAAAUGAAUUAUUAAAGUGAGGACGUUAAACAACAUUGAUCUUUCUUUACGUGAAGAAAACAAACAG
Molecule: messenger RNA, 2092 nt
Organism: Anarrhichthys ocellatus (wolf-eel)
Lineage: Eukaryota; Metazoa; Chordata; Actinopteri; Perciformes; Anarhichadidae
Product: bromodomain-containing protein DDB_G0278469-like
Exons: 2
Coding region: 1054-1836 (260 amino acids)
Molecular function (GO): DNA binding
Source: RefSeq, a predicted model, not a curated record